This is a messenger RNA of Trachemys scripta elegans, 3125 nucleotides long. RefSeq names its product E3 ubiquitin-protein ligase TRIM39-like. NCBI's taxonomy places the organism in Eukaryota, Metazoa, Chordata, Testudines, Emydidae. Gene Ontology annotation, molecular function: zinc ion binding; protein binding. The record is from RefSeq and is a predicted model, not a curated record.
CAGUUCCAGGAAGGGAAACACCCAAUUGCUGCUGCUGCAGGCGGGACAUAUCUCUGAGCGCAGGAAAGUGAAACUAACCCUGUUACCCUGUCCAGAGGGAGCCAUGGCCACAGACAACCCCGUGGAAAGUCUCCGGGAGGAAGCUACAUGCCCCAUCUGUCUGGAGUAUUUUAAGGACCCGGUGAUUAUAGACUGUGGGCACCAUUUCUGCCGAGCCUGCAUCGCCCAGUGCUGGGAGGGAUCAAAUACAGCCGUCUCCUGCCCUCAGUGCAGAGAAACUGUGCAACAGGGAAACCUGAAGCCGAACAGGCAGCUGGCAAAUGUUGUAGAAAUAGCCAAACGGCUGAGUUUACAGGCAGCAAAGGGAGCAGGAGAGGAGAGGGUGUGUGGGGAACACCAGGAGACUCUGAAACUGUUCUGUGAAGAGGAUCAAACUUCUGUCUGUUUGGUUUGCCAUCUGUCCCGGGAUCACAGAGAUCACAGGGUGGUUCCCCUAAAGGAGGCUGCCCAGGAGUACAAGGUGAAACUCCAGGGAGCCCUGGGCCCUCUGAGGAAGGAGCUGGAAGAGGUCCUGGCUCUGAUGUUUAAAGAGGAGAAGAAAACCACAGAGUGGCAGAGGAAAGUGAAGAAUAAGAGAGAGACGAUUGCAGGUGAAUUUAACAAACUGCACACACUGCUGAGAGCGGAGGAGCAGCUGCUUCUGCAGAGACUGGAGGAGGAGGAGAGGGUGACUCUGCAGAGACUACAGGAAAAUGUCAACAAACUCUCCCAGCAAAGCUCCUCUCUGCAGCAGCUGAUAGAGAUUGAGGAGAAGUGUCAGCAACCAGUUGUCGAGCUGCUAAAGGAUGUGAGAAGCACAUUGAGCAGGAGUGAGAAUGUGAAACUCCAGGAACCAGAAGCUGUUUCUACUGACCUGAAGAAUGUGUAUAAAAUUUCCCUUGACAUGAAUGAAGUGCUGAAGAAAUUCGGAGUGGACGUGACUCUGGAUCCAGACACGGCUCAUCGCUGGCUCGUCCUGUCUGAGGAUCGGAAACAUGUGAGACUUGGAGACAAAUACCAGGAUCUGCCCAACAAUCCUAAGAGAUUUGAUAAAUAUGCCAUUGCCCUGGGCGCUGCUGGGUUUGCGAGCGGGAGGCGUUACUGGGAGGUGGAGGUGGGAGACAAGACAGACUGGGACCUGGGGGUUUGUAGGGAAUCUGUGAGCAGGAAGGGGAAGGUCACACUAACAACCAAACAGGGUUACUGGGCCGUGACUUUGAGGAAUGGGGAUAAAUACUCAGCCUCCACCUACCCCUGGACCCCCCUCCCCGUGAGCGUCAGGCCCAGCCGGGUGGGGAUUUUCCUGGACUAUGAGGCGGGCGAGGUCUCGUUUUACAAUGUGACUGACAGGUCCCAUCUCUUCACUUUCACUGGCACCUUCUCCGGGAUGCUCCGCCCUUAUUUCUAUCCUGGUCUCAAUGAUGAGGGUGAAAACGCGGCUCCCCUGAUAAUCUGCCCGGUCCCAGUUCAGGCCGGAGGGAAUCUCUGUCCCUGACAGUGACCCCGCGCCACAGACUGUCCCCUCCCAGCCCUGCUGCUCUUCCCACCCCCAGUAGUGGGGGCCAGUUACUGCAGCAACUGGACUUUCUGUGCUGACCGGACGCUGCCAGUUUCCCUUUUCAACUGGAGGCUCUAGUUGAAAACGAGACACCUGGGAACCCCCCCAGCCCUCACCUUCCCCGUCCCCUGCCCCAGGAGUAGCAGAUGGUGGUGGAUGGGGUCAUUCACUCCUGUCAGACUUUUCUACCCCUGUGAAAUCUCAGUGUAAAACAUGAAAGAAAAAAGAUUAUUCUAAUUUAGAAAAUAUUAUUGUAACAAGGUGUAAAUACAAGAACAUUUUAAUUUACAUUUCAAUAGUACUUCAAAAACAAAGAUCUAAAUAUAUUUUUAGAAAUGGAAUUUUUUCCCUUUAUUUUUUAAUUCUUCCCUCAAAUCUAUACUGAAGUUUAACUUCUCUAAAUAACGUCAUUUGUAUUUCAAUUGUGAAAUUUCAAGAAAUCCAAAAUAUUUAUCUUAACAAAAUAAACUAUUAAAUUGUCAGACUGGGUUGUUCAGUUACAAUGUACAUGUGUCAUAAACAUCACAACUACACACAUGUGCAGCUGCUCUCUGUUCUCUCUCCCUCUCUCUUUAUUGUCUUGACUGGUUCUCUCUGGAAGGCAGGAUACAUACACCCACCUCCUGCAGUACAACUUUGAAAAUGAAUAGUUGAAAAAAUGAUAAAAUUAAUUAAGCAAUAUAUUUAAGUUAACUCACACAAGAUUAUAUAAUAAUCUUUGGAUUUCUGUCAGUAUUAAUUCAUGUGAUUUUUAACUUUCUAGUCACAUAUAAUAGGUAAUCAAGAUAUGACGCUUCCUUUGUUUUUCUUACAUCAAUUAACAAAACACAGUCCCCAACCUCAAAUGCUAUCUUCCUAUAGAUAGAAAUCUCUUCUACAAUCUCCAGUUUUUAGUUUAUUUUUCUUUAGAAAUAUUAUUUGCAGGCAAUGCACUGUCACUGUGCACUGUUGAUUUCAAUGUACUGCCGGGCUCUUCACGUUCUUGGUUAUAAGGACACAAGACAUGUACUUUGAUAAAGAAAUAGAGAAGGGGUUGUAUACCUUUACUGAAUCAUCACAAAUUCACUUAAUUGUAUUAAAGACGCCGCCACUUAAUGACACAUAACAUGAAAUCUGGUGAAUCUUUUUGGAAAACUUUUCUUCUCGCCCAUAAAUCAGUCCAAAUGGUAAUAUUUUUGUUGUCGUGAGGUUUAGAGUACAAAGAAAAGAAAGUUGCUCCAGGAAAUUCAUCACAAUUUCUCUGGGUUCUGUCUACCACCUUCUCUAAUGCUCUGUAAAAAUAGUGACCGAUUGGUCUAAUUCCUUGAAAUUAGUAAUUGAACCUAAUGUCUUGAAGAGCGAGCUGAGCAGAGUCUGAGGGGAGGCACAUCACAUGGCAUUGCUAGGACUACUUUUUGUUUUAAACUUGAUGCGUUAUGAACAUUUGCAAUGUAAUUAUUCAGUUUUGAAGAUUUAUUCACAAUAUGCCGUUCAUGGCAGUGUGCCCUAAACUUACCUUGAUUAUUUGAAAAUAAAUACCCUAAAAUUA